GCAUGAUCAAAAUUUUCCGGAAGUAGCAAUUGGAUCUUCAAAAUCCCUAAUACAUUGCCAUGUUGGUCUCAUGCAAGAAUAUAAAACCCUAGAACCCGAAUCAGAACCCAGGAAAAACGUGCUCACCAAACCAGAUAGAGGAUUUGGAGGUGUGGAUAUUCAUAUAUUCUCCCACCUGCAGAAUUUUCAAUCAGAUUGCGUUCCAAUAUCCUCCCCCGAUGAUGCUUUUAAGCUGUCUCAGUAGCAGUAAUAUUAUAUUUGUUGGUCAGAGAUCGUGCAAUGGCGGAUUUAAAAAUUAGCCCACGAUUACUCCGUCAUCGUCAGUGCCAGAUCUAUCUAGGGUUUUACACGAAGAAACUGGAAAACGUCGAAUUGAAACAUGAAGUAUUAUGGCUAUGUGUCCUUCAAAGACCUCGAUUCGACAAGCGGGAACAUCGGCGGGAAUAUCUGGCGCACGCUUUUUUGGCGCGUUCUUCUCUUCCGAAUAACUGCACCUUCUGUGCCUACAAUUUUCACUUCAGCAAGAAGGAUGGAAUCCGUGACUGCCAUGUUAGGAGAGUGGAACUCCUUCAGUGGAUUACAAUUCACUGAGGAGGCUUAUUUUAUGGCACAGUUGCUUGGCAGUUUUCCUCUUCCAAGUGAUUCUCCGAAUGUUUCUCCCUUUGAAGUUCCUUCUACAUCUUGGCCACAGCAAGAACUAACCAUGACCAUUGAUGAGGUCGAUGAAACUUCAGUUUAUUUGUCAGAUGACACCAGAAGCAAUCCACAUUGUCUGUUGACUGAUGGUGGUAGCAUUCUUUCUCGCACUUCAAUUGAUUGCUUGAAGGACAGGGAAAAAAGUAUAUUAUCCUCCAUUCCUCUCCUCUCGGACAACACUCUAAUGAAAGGAAAGGAAAGAGAUGAAAUAUUGGUUCCACAAUCUGGAAAAGAUAACAAAUUGUCUGCAAGCUCUAGGAAACGUUCUUGUAGCAUGGCAGAUGUCCAUGACAACAGGGAAAAGAUAAAGUGUAGAAAGAGUCGGAAACUCAUUUCUAAAGGCAACGGAACUGAAGCUGACCAUGAUGCAGUUUUUGGGCAAAUAAUGAAAAUCUAUGGAUCCGACGAUGACUCAAAUUGGUCUCAGGAGUCAAGCACAAGUUCAAGACCGAAAGAGACUGCAAAUCUGAACUCAAAUGGUAAGACAAAAGCAAAUAGGGGGUCAGCAACGGAUCCACAAAGUGUCUAUGCACGGAAGAGAAGAGAACGAAUUAAUGAACGGUUAAGAAUACUCCAGAGUCUUGUUCCUAAUGGUACAAAGGUUGAUAUAAGCACAAUGCUUGAAGAUGCUGUCCAAUAUGUGAAGUUUUUGCAGCUCCAAAUUAAGCUCUUGAGCUCUGAUGAUCUGUGGAUGUAUGCUCCCAUUGCGUACAACGGAAUGGAGAUUGGGCUUGAAUCUACGAUCCCAUCGCCAAGAUGAUGCACAUAUGUCUAUCCAAGUUACCACAUUGUUUCUUGAGUGAAGGAUGGUUUGCAUCUUGUAAUUUCUAGUCCAGAAAAGUAAAGAAUAAGAUGAUCUUAUGAUCGUAGCUCGGCAUAGAGGACGAGAAUAUACUUGCUUCAUUUUUCAGUCGAGAGGAUUGUUCGUUCAUGUAAAUAUUUCGGGAACUUGUAUUGUUACCCUU
This is a messenger RNA of Cynara cardunculus var. scolymus (artichoke), 1661 nucleotides long. Its product is annotated as transcription factor bHLH84-like. Bases 380 to 1456 code for a protein of 358 amino acids. Gene Ontology annotation, molecular function: protein dimerization activity; RNA polymerase II cis-regulatory region sequence-specific DNA binding; DNA-binding transcription factor activity, RNA polymerase II-specific. Gene Ontology annotation, cellular component: nucleus. Gene Ontology annotation, biological process: regulation of transcription by RNA polymerase II. Lineage: Eukaryota; Viridiplantae; Streptophyta; Magnoliopsida; Asterales; Asteraceae. The record is from RefSeq and is a predicted model, not a curated record. The transcript is spliced from 6 exons.